Molecule: messenger RNA, 1908 nt
Organism: Physella acuta
Lineage: Eukaryota; Metazoa; Mollusca; Gastropoda; Physidae
Product: alcohol dehydrogenase [acceptor]
Molecular function (GO): flavin adenine dinucleotide binding; oxidoreductase activity, acting on CH-OH group of donors
Source: RefSeq, a predicted model, not a curated record
CGCACACUGAAGGAAGGCACAAUACGUAAACAUGUCUGGUCUACUGUGGACGUUACUUUUACUGGUGGCUGCUGUCUGUGUUAAAGUGUUUAUAGUGGACCAGAGGGCUACUCAACACAGGGAUUAUAUGAUAGACAGAUUCAAUGCAUCUUACGACUUCAUUAUAGUCGGUGGUGGCACCGCUGGUUGUGUGGUGGCCGGGAGGUUGUCAGAGGACCGUGACGUCACGGUGCUGCUACUGGAAGCGGGGGAGAACGACCUGGGCAACAAUAACGUUCGAAUACCUGGGCUGGCUUUCCUGACGUUGAACAGUAGUGUGGACUGGGAGUAUUACACGGAGCCGCAGGAUGGGAAGUAUCAGGGACUUAAAGGAGGCAAAAUCUACUGGCCCAGAGGUAAGGUCAUGGGCGGUUCUGGAAGCUUAAACGGCAUGCAGUGGGUCCGUGGUUCCAGACACGACUACAACAGGUGGGCUGAUUACCUGGGAACCACUGACUGGGACUACAGACACGUCUUGCCUUACUUCAAGAAAUCUGAGGACAUGAACAUACCUGAGCUAAGGGAUUCAGUGUAUCACGGAAAAGAUGGGCCGGUUUCCGUCAAUUAUGCUGACCAUUUGCCUAUCGCUGGUCACUUAAUUGAGGCAGCAAAAUCAACAGGAUUUCCGUUCAACCCGGACUACAAUGGGGACACUAUGGAAGGAAUAUCCUACUCACAACUCAACACAAAGAACAGCGAACGUUGGACAACAAGCCAGGCUUACAUCCACUCAGACUCGAGCAGGUCAAACUUACACGUGUCCACUCACUCACACGUCCAGAAGGUAAUUAUUGAGAACAAUAAGGCAACGGGUAUCGAGGUAAUAAAACAAGGCCGCAAAUAUAUCGUUCAUGCCACAAAAGAAAUCAUCUUGUCUGCAGGGUCUGUAGGCUCUCCACAGAUUCUCAUGUUGUCCGGCAUUGGCCCUAAAACACAUCUGGAAAAUAUGAAGAUUCCUGUUAUAGCUGAUUUGCCUGUGGGAGAAAACCUACAAGAUCAUGUUUUGUUUGACAUGAGCGUCAGCAUCAAACAGCCCUUAACUGCCAGUUUGGAGACGAUCGGAAGUUGGUGGUCGAUUCUCAAGUACACCUUGUUUGGAACAGGACCCCUCAGCUCCCCAUAUGUCAUGCAGAACAUGGCUUUUAAGAGCACGACGACAGCAACUAGAGAAAAAGAUUGGCCAGAUUUGCAGCUACAUUUUGUUCAUCUGUUGCCACAUACAUAUGCGCUGAAAUACAACUAUGCUGACCACGUUAAUACACAAAUGACACCAAGGAACUCCGAGAAGUAUGGAUUUAUGUGUUUACCAUCUUUACUUAGACCGGAAAGUAGAGGAAAGAUAACUCUGAGAUCGAGUGAUCCGUUUGAUUACCCGAUUAUCGUUCCUAAUUAUCUAGACAAGCAAGAAGACGUAGAUUUGUUAAUAAGGGGUGUUCAUGAAUGUGAACAGAUUGUGAACUCUGAAACAAUGAAAUCGCUUGGCGCUGAAUUCACGGAGAAGGAUCCUGCCUCUCCAUGUAAACAGCACAGGUUCAAAUCCAACGAGUACUGGGAGUGUGUCCUAAGGCUGAGACCACUGACCAUCUACCAUCCUGUGGGGACUUGUAAAAUGGGACCAGACGGUGACUCCACCUCGGUCGUAGAUCCACACUUUAGAGUUCGUGGUAUAUCAGGCCUCCGUGUGGUAGACGCCUCUGUGAUGCCAUGGAUUGUGUCAGGGAACACAAAUGCUCCUGUUGUUAUGAUAGCUGAGAAGGCUGCGGACAUGAUUAAAGGGAAACAACUACUACCCCCUAGUGAUUUAUAAAUAUAACACAAUUUAUAUAUAAUUUUUUUUUAACUUUUUUGUUACUUUCUAUCUUUUAAUUA